AUGGACAUCUCUGCCACUGUGGCCGGCGAUACACAGCGGUUCUUCGAGCUUGAGAGUCGAGAUACCAUUCGUCAAUAUCUGGACACAUACUUUGACAAGUCAGACAUUGCGGACUGUGUCUUUCUCCAUAGAGCUACAACAAUCGCAGAAUGGAGUCAGGGCAAACUCGAAAAGACCUUGCUCAAAGCUAUCUGCGCUUCAGCACUACGACUUGCGCCGGCAUAUCACUCGGAGAGCUCGCCAGCGCAUACCUGGAUGAAGCAAGUUCAGCAUGAGUUGGUCAAUCACAUGGGCGACAUGUCAGUACCAAUGCUUCAAGCCCUCAUGUUGGUCAUCAAAUUUCUGUUCUCGAUGCGAUUCACCGGAGAUGUCUGGGUUCUCCUCUCAAUUGCGUCAAGAGUCGCAUUUACAAAGAGGCUAAACUACGAACGUCCAGCUAUCGAUCCAGUUAAACAAGAGUGUCUUCGGCGAUUGAUGUGGUCGAUAUAUGUUGUUGACAAAAUAUUCUCUGGUGGUAUUGAGGAUCUGACUGUUUGUCCCACGCAAAGAAUGCAUAUCCGCUUACCGAGCAGUCAUCACAACUUCCAACUUGGUUCAAGAUCAAAAGCGCCGUUCUUACGGAGUAAGAAUGAGAGCGACACGGACUUGAACGUGUUGGCGUACUUGAUGCGGCUAUACGACAUUCGAGAUAGAGUUUUGAGAUACACCAGACAGGUCAUCCUCAGUGGGACUAGUCCAUAUCUCAGCAGGGGCCAGUUGCGUUCACUAGAUCUGGAGUUGACAUCUUUUGAAGAGUCACUGCCAGAUGAGCUACAACUCAACGAAAACAGGCUGAUGAUUAUGUGUCACUCCGAGGAAGCACGCACAUAUACGACAUUGCAUACCAUGUUGUUCAGUUCUCGCUGCGACCUCCACCGGUUCCUUAUCCCCGGUAUCCGAGAGGCGGUAUCACCAGAAGCAGUGAACCAGACACCAAGAGGGUACAUUGACUACUGUCAGCAACAGUGCUUACAGACUGCACUAAGAUACAUAGACAUGUGGUCCAAGGUUCGGCAGAUGGAGACGAGUAGCCGUAUCGGGACACCGACAUUCGCCGUAGUGACUUACCAAUUCGUCAAGAUGGUUGAUCAUCUGGCCGCUCUACUGCCAUUACACGGGGAGUCAUCAUUACCGGCGAUCAAGCAGAAGUUUAUGGAUAUCCUGCUCAUUGUUUCGGGGAGCCGAGCUGAAGUUGGGUGGAUUGGUUCAUGCAUUACGGACAUCGAGAACCUCAUACCACGACUGGGGACAAGGCACAUAUCACCCGACUCACCCGCUUCGCCGGGGACUCUUCGCUUACAGGAAAAGCUGCACCGUCGUUCGAAGCAUGCCUUUGCUCCAGAUGACGAAGAGGAGGAAGACCCCGCUAUCCGACCACCAGAGUCGAAUACUGGCGAAGUUAUACCGGAGACUUCCCUUGAGUCCGCAGUGCUCGAGAGCGCUGCAGGGCAGGAUAUUUGGUCUUUUCCAGUUCAAGGCGAUGAACAGGGUUUGACUGGGUCGACGGGUGACGGAUCAUUAGGCUCAUUCUCAUCGAUGGGGUAUCCUCUCAUCAACUAUGACUCGAUCAACUCGGCUGACAUGGUGUUUGGGGACCAAGAACUCGGGUUUCCAUUGGAUCCGUUUGACCUGCAGAUGAAUGCUUAUACUGAUGCUAAUGCACCUCAAUAUUAA
Fusarium tjaetaba is the source of this 1713-nucleotide messenger RNA. RefSeq lists its product as uncharacterized. Lineage: Eukaryota; Fungi; Ascomycota; Sordariomycetes; Hypocreales; Nectriaceae. Gene Ontology annotation, cellular component: nucleus. The record is from RefSeq and is a predicted model, not a curated record. Gene Ontology annotation, biological process: DNA-templated transcription. The transcript has 5 exons. The coding region runs from base 1 to 1713 and encodes 570 amino acids. Gene Ontology annotation, molecular function: DNA binding; zinc ion binding.